AUGGGCUGCUUUAACACUCAUGCGUCGGGUACUUUGGACCCUCCAGAGGUCCGCAACUGGAGGAUCCACACCAUUGCUUUGAUCGCGUCCAUGUCUGCGCUCGCCAUGGGCUAUGAUACCGCCGUCAUCGGUGGUACCAUGGCACUCAAUUCGUUCAUCCGUGAUUUCGGUAUGAACGACAUUGCAAAGUCCAAUCGCGACACUAUUCAAGGCAAUAUCGUCUCCACUUUUCAGGCCGGUUGCUUCUUCGGUGCCCUCAUUGCUUUUCCCUUCGCCGAGAGAAUCGGCCGGAAAAGGACCAUGAUAAUUGCGUCCUCCAUCUUCCUCCUCGGCGGUACACUCAUGACUGCAUCUCGAGGUAGCCUCAACAUGAUCUACGGUGGUAGAGCCGUAGCCGGUCUUGGUAUUGGCGCAUCCUCCAUGGUGGUUCCAGUGUACAUCUCCGAGACCGCACCGCCCUCCAUUCGUGGUCGACUUGUGGGUAUCUUUGAAAUUGCCUCCCAGGGCGGUGGUAUGCUCGGCUUUUGGAUUAACUACGCUACCGAUCGGACCAUCAAUGUCGAGAGACAAGCGCAAUGGAUCGUUCCACUUGCUAUCCAGUUGAUUCCAGGAGUACUGCUCCUCCUUGGUGUUGCAUGGUGCCCAGAGUCACCACGUUUCUUGGCCAAGAAUGACAACUUUGAAAAAGCAGAACAGAUCUUGACCAAGAUCCGUGGCCUCGAUGCCUCACACGCGUACAUUCAACAUGAGAUGAGCGAGAUCAGGGCACAGGUCGAGGAGCGUAGUGCAAAUCGCCAGGGCAAGAAAGCACAGUUCAUGAAGUUGUUCCAAAAGGGUGUGCGAAACCGCAUGGCUAUCGGACUUGCACUCAUGUUCUUGCAGUCCUUCACUGGUGUCAACAUCAUCACAUAUUAUGCGCCCCGUAUCUUUGAAACUCUAGGUAUCUCCGGUACGUCACUCAGGCUCUUCUCCACCGGCUUUUACGGCAUUGCAAAGACGCUGGGCAUGAUCACCUUUACCUUUGUCGUUGUCGAAAAGGUCGGUCGCCGCAAAGGUCUGAUCUGGGGCGCAGCUCUUGGCUGCAUUCCCAUGUGGUACAUUGGUGGAUACGUCAUGCGAGCUGACCCAGCUGCCGCCGCACUUCGCGGUGAUGUUUCUCGCAACGGCUGGGGCUACCUCGCUAUGGUUUGUGUAUACGUCAACGCCUUCAUCAUCUGCGCAACAUGGCAAGGUAUCACCUGGACCUAUGCCAGUGAGAUCUUUCCCCUCGAUAUCCGAAUGCUUUGUGUCUCGCUCACCACGGCGGACACCUGGCUUGGGUCCUUUAUCAUUGCCCGAAGCACGCCAUACAUGAUUUCCGAUCUGGGCUACGGAGCCUACUUCUUCUUCGGCGCCAUUCUCGUCGCCAUGGGCAUCUGGAGUUUCUUCUUUGUUCCCGAAACCAAGGGUAUAAGUCUCGAGGAGAUGGACGCCCUGUUCGCACAACCAGUUCACCAGGCUGUGUGGGCCCAGUUGCGCGGUAAACCCAUUGUGGUACACGAAGACGUAAUAGCAAGAAGUAAAGGGUUGGAGAAGAACGUGGGCAUAGAAACCAUUGAGAAGAUGUAG
Messenger RNA from Plenodomus lingam JN3, 1608 nucleotides. RefSeq lists its product as uncharacterized. The record is from RefSeq and is a predicted model, not a curated record. Gene Ontology annotation, biological process: carbohydrate transport; transmembrane transport. Gene Ontology annotation, cellular component: membrane. NCBI's taxonomy places the organism in Eukaryota, Fungi, Ascomycota, Dothideomycetes, Pleosporales, Leptosphaeriaceae. Gene Ontology annotation, molecular function: carbohydrate:proton symporter activity.